GAGGAUAAAAUCCAUAAAUGAGAAUAAUAAAGAAUGAAAAUAAAUUCUAAACUCUUCAAAAAUAUGAUAGUAAGUGUUCUUAUGUCACUUGGUAACACUACUCCCAAUAUCAUACUUUCACUAUCGUAUGAUCCAUUAACCUCAAAUUUAGUUUUAACUUUUAUUCUUUUAACUAUUUAAAAAAUAAUUAAAAAAUGACAUCUAUAUUUGCAUUUUUGUUGAAAGUGCGUAAGAAUUGUUGCUGAAUUAAAAGGUGUAUCUAUAGGAGGACAAGGCAGUUUCCAAAAAUGGAAAAACGGCGAUAACAGAACAAAACAAUUUGUGCGAGUGGUCGUAGGUUGUCUAUGCAGUUGAAUGAGAAAUGGAAGCCAUUGCUGCUCCACCGCCAACACCCCCAAUCCGCAAUACAAACAUCACUUCUCCUUCUUCCAACCACCAACUCCACCUUCGACUACCCUUCCGCAACCCCAAACUCAUAAACUUCCCUCAUCACCCUUCUUCACAACCCCUUACAGUUACUCCUCCCAGGAACAAAAACAAUACCAAAAACAAAAACAACAAUAAGAGAAAAAGUGCCACAACUUCACACAUCUUGCCCUUAAUGGACGCUCUUCACUUUCCUAUACCCAUUGAUAUUUACACCUCUUUGGUCAAAGAAUGCACUCUCUCCGGCGACCCAGAAACCGCCACUGAGUUGCAUAGCCACAUCACAAGGAGUGGAAUUGGACCUCCUUUGACCUUGCUCAAUCGGAUUCUCAUCAUGUUUGUCUCGUGCGGUUUGUUACAAAGUGCACGCCAUGUGUUUGACGAAAUGCCUGUCAGGAAUUUUCAUUCUUGGGCUAUCUUGUUUGUUGCUUAUUAUGAAAAUUCUGAUUAUGAGAAUGCCAUAGAUGUUUUUAUGCGCAUGUUACGCCAAUUGGGUGUGAUGGAGUUUCCUUUUUUACCAUGGUUUUGGUCUUGUCUUCUCACGGCUUGUGCCUGCACUGUGAAUGUCCCUCUAGGAAUGCAAGUUCAUGGAAGUUUAACUAAGUUGGGUGCUUGCGACCAUGUGCUUAUUAGUAGCUCUUUGAUCAGAUUUUAUGGGAGAUUCAAGUGUUUGGAAGAUGCAAACGUAGUUUUUAAUCGAGUGUCACGUCAUAAUACAUUGACUUGGACUGCUAAAAUCGUGAGUGGUUGUAGGGAGAGGCAUUUCACUCAGGUUCUUGGUGAUUUCAAAGAGAUGGGAAGGGUAGGGAUAAAGAAAGACAGUUUUACAUUUUCCAGUGUUCUGAAGGCAUGUGGAAGGAUGCAGAAUUAUGGAAGUUGCGGUGAACAGGUUCAUGCUGAUUCCAUCAAACUUGGACUCGACUCAGAUAACUACGUGCAGUGUAGUUUGAUAGCCAUGUAUGGAAGAAGUGGGUUACUGAGAGAUGCAAAACUGGUAUUUGAAACUACCCUAAAUGAAAGAAAUGUCGAUAGUUGGAAUGCCAUGCUUAUGGGUUACAUACAGAAUGGUUUGUACAUUAAAGCUGUUAAGUUUGUGUAUCAGAUGAAGGCAGCUGGAGUGCAUCCACAUGAAUCACUGCUUGAAAAACUUAGGAUUGCUUGUGGCAGUUCUAACUUUUCAAGCACAAACUAACUAAGUAGGUUGUACAUAGAAAUGAUGAAUGGAAACUUUUAAAAUAUAUAAAAUUUACACAUACUUUUGCAGUUUCAAACUUA
Messenger RNA from Cicer arietinum (chickpea), 1701 nucleotides. RefSeq names its product pentatricopeptide repeat-containing protein At1g31790. Gene Ontology annotation, biological process: RNA modification. Lineage: Eukaryota; Viridiplantae; Streptophyta; Magnoliopsida; Fabales; Fabaceae. Gene Ontology annotation, molecular function: protein binding; RNA binding. The record is from RefSeq and is a predicted model, not a curated record.